Molecule: messenger RNA, 1524 nt
Organism: Helianthus annuus (common sunflower)
Lineage: Eukaryota; Viridiplantae; Streptophyta; Magnoliopsida; Asterales; Asteraceae
Product: transcription factor HHO2
Exons: 5
Coding region: 263-1228 (321 amino acids)
Biological process (GO): regulation of DNA-templated transcription
Molecular function (GO): DNA-binding transcription factor activity; DNA binding
Source: RefSeq, a predicted model, not a curated record
UACGAUUUCUCCGAAGCUUUUCCCAAGAAAAACAACCCACAAAAUUCUCCCUUUUCUUAAAUACAGAUAUACAAUUAUACCGUAUUCCAAGUUUAUUCCUGUUCACAAUUCCACUUUAGAUCCUUUUUUCUUCUCGUACUAACCGUAUCUCCCUAUGUUUACGUUUACAGACAAAACCAUCCUAUGUUUCAUCUCAUUAUAACUCUCAGUCAGUCUAUUCUAUCAGAAGUACGUGUGGGACAGUUUUUAAGGAAAGAUAAGAAUGGUUGUUUACAAUAAUCCAUGUGAGUUUAAAGGGCAGAAAUGUCUAGAGUAUAUUGAAGCUUUAGAAGAAGAGCGCAAAAAGAUUCAAGUGUUCGAACGCGAGCUUCCUCUUUGUCUUGAGCUUGUUUCUCAAGCUAUAGAAAGAUGCAGACAGCAAAUGACUCUGGGGAUCAAUGAAUCUCUUGAUGGUCAAUCUGAUCAAACAACCAAUGAGUGUCCAGUUUUGGAAGAAUUUAUCCCCAUGAAAUCAACUUCAUCUACAAAUGAAGAUGUUGAUGAUUUGCAACAAAAGCAACACUCAUCUCAUAAAUCCAAGAUCAUUUGUAGCAAAGACUGGCUUGCAUCCGCUCAACUCUCAAUUCAAACCCCGGAUCCACCGCUUGAAGAGGACUUUCUGUCGAAGAAGUUAUUGUCUAAGAAGGAAAAGGGAUACGGAUGUGGCACUUUUCAUCUUUUCCAAAAGAAAAAAACUUCCACCAGUCCUUCAACAGACACGGAUGGUGGUGGAGGUCAGAGUGGUGGCGGUGGUGGUGGUCACAACGGCGGGAGCAAUGGAGAAGAUAAAGGGCAUUCUAAUAAGAAAGAAAGGAGGUGUUGGUCUCAGGAAUUGCACCGACGGUUCCUCCAUGCUCUUCAACAACUUGGUGGAGCUCAUGUUGCUACACCUAAGCAAAUUAGGGAAUUUAUGAAGGUUGAUGGGCUGACAAAUGAUGAAAUUAAAAGCCACUUACAGAAAUAUCGUUUGCAUACAAGAAGGUUGAGUCCUACAACACCAGACACACACACUCCCCAGCUAGUGGUGGUUGGCCGAAUAUGGAUGCCACCACUCGAUUAUACAACCAACGCCAUCACAUCUCCGCUAGCCAAUGACAUCAAGGAUGUGAAAGCAGUAUACGCCCCAAACGCGUCUCUACCAGCGUGUACUACCACAUCUUUCUACAAAACAAAACAAUGCAAGCAAUAAUCCCAUUUGGUAGAAAACAAAAAAAAAGGUGGCGACAACCACCUUAGCAAUUUUAAUUUACCUCCUCCGUGCAAAGGACAACAAGAAGGCAAGUUGAUGAAUAUCAUCGGCAUUCCCAUACGUGUUUUUUGGAACUUCCUGUACUACUAGUCAGUUCGCUACCUUUCUAAACGAACUUCAUAGAAUGGGUAGCUAACCAUCUAGAAAUAUAAGAAGUUUUAAAAACAUUAAGAAGUAACAGUCUUGUUUCUAAAGAACCUACUAUGAAAAAAAUAUCUGUCCAUUGUUUUCUUGGA